This is a messenger RNA of Pezoporus flaviventris, 1157 nucleotides long. It is a transcript of the gene ZMAT5, whose product is annotated as zinc finger matrin-type 5. Lineage: Eukaryota; Metazoa; Chordata; Aves; Psittaciformes; Psittacidae. Bases 145 to 834 code for a protein of 229 amino acids. The transcript is spliced from 5 exons. Gene Ontology annotation, cellular component: U12-type spliceosomal complex. The record is from RefSeq and is a predicted model, not a curated record. Gene Ontology annotation, molecular function: zinc ion binding.
GGGGGGUUCCGGGUCUGGGUUAGGCUGCGGUGAAGUCGGGAGCGCCGGGCGCUGUAAAUCCUGGAUCCUCCAUCCCCAGGGCUGGGUGCCGAGGAGCUGUCUGAUGCUUCCCAGCCACGCUGAUGCUGCUCUGCCAGAAGAGAGAUGGGGAAAAGAUACUUCUGUGACUACUGUGACAGGUCCUUCCAGGACAACCUUCACAACAGGAAGAAGCAUCUCAAUGGAGUGCAGCAUCUCAGGGCUAAGAGAGCCUGGUAUGACUUAUUCCGAGAUGCUGCUGCUAUCCUGCAAGAGGAGCAAACCAAGAAGCCUUGUCGGAAGUUUCUGCAAACAGGACAGUGUGACUUUGGGUCCAGCUGCAGGUUUUCCCACAUGACAGAGCAGGACCUGGAGAAGCUGAGUGCCCAGGUUCAAGGGGAGCAGAGAUCGAAGGAGCUGCAGCAGGAGGGAGCAGAUGUCCCGCCUGGCACCAUUGAGGACUGGCUGGAGAAGAGAGCAAAGAGACUGAGCAUGGCACAGAGCAACAGGUACGAGCUGGCUGCUGCUUCUGGCCCUCGCAGGGCACAGGGGGAUAGGAGGAGGUGCAGGUGGUCGGAGGUCCCAGCUCAAUGGGACCCCCUGAGCUCUCAUUUCACACUCACCCUGCCAGCACUGCGUGCCUGCUCUCAGAACAUGCUACAAACACACACACGGCUCCAGUGUUGCGUGCCCACAUCAGAGAUGUGUCUCCCCAUGCAGCCGGGGCACAAGCCAGGCCUGGCUGCCUGUGCCUGCUGCCCUGGGGAAGCAGAGCACGUAGCAGUGUCUGGCAGGACAGUGCCACCGUGGUGCUGAGUUAUUAAUGCACAGAGUUCAGUGGUAGGAGCCCGUCUCAUCUGUUGACAGCUUCUCCAUCUUCCCCUGCCCUGUCUGCACAUCCCUGCCAGGGAGAGGCUGGAAUUAGCUCCUCCUCGCGGCAUUCGCUGGGAUUCGGGUCCUGCUGUUCCCUUGCUCACCUGACUGUGCCGCAGGCUGAAUUGGAUGACAUUUGGGCAGGUGCCAGAUCUCUCUUUUGUUCUUUAUCUGUUUGCUCCUGUCCUCUCCUCUGUUUGGUCUGGGCAAGAGCUUCCUUCUGGUGCCUGUCUGGGCUUGUUGCUUUCUGUUCUCUCCAUCAGCUU